Messenger RNA from Medioppia subpectinata, 468 nucleotides. Lineage: Eukaryota; Metazoa; Arthropoda; Arachnida; Sarcoptiformes; Oppiidae. The record is from the annotation of a GenBank genome assembly.
UUAAAAGUAUGUGGUAACGCAUCAGCAUGGUACUUCAACCGCGACAGCGUAGCGUUGCCAGGUUUUCACGUGUUUUUCAAGGAAAGGGCCGACGAUCAGAUGAACAUUACCAGAAAGUUUAUGGAAUACCAGAACAAACGUGGUGGUCGUGUUAUAUUGAAGGACAUUCCCGCACCUCCAAAACAGGAGGGUUGGACACCCCUGGAGGGCAUGGAGGCGACUAUUCAGGUGGAAACGAGUCAGACUAAAGCCAUAUCGGAUUUGAUUGCACUGGCCGAUCGUGUAAACGAUCACGAUUUUAGUAGAUUUUUGUCCAAUUUUUUGAAUGAACAGGUUAUCGAUCUUAAGGAAUUGGCUGAUCACGUGACACAAUUGAAGCGAGUGGGCCCAGGAAUCGGCGAAUAUCUAUAUGAUAGAAAUUCAUUGAACGAAUCAUACUUUGAUAAAAUUGAUCGCAAUUCUUAUUAA